This is a messenger RNA of Solenopsis invicta (red fire ant), 1602 nucleotides long. Its product is annotated as protein BCCIP homolog. Lineage: Eukaryota; Metazoa; Arthropoda; Insecta; Hymenoptera; Formicidae. Gene Ontology annotation, cellular component: nucleus. The record is from RefSeq and is a predicted model, not a curated record.
AUGCCCAUGUUCAACGAAUUGGAUACGUACGUAAUGAUCGAGCACACGAACAUUGGAGUGUUCGUGCACUCGGAGCGAAAGCAUAAAAAAGCGAUUACUGAAAAAUCUUGGCCCGUUCGGAGCCCGUCGAUAAACGCCUCGCGGGAGCGAGAGUUCUCGGGAAGCAGGAAACGAGAACGUAAAGUAGACAGUCCAAGUAUGCGUGUACGUGUUGUGGGGAAUGCGAGUACAUCGCCAGGACGACGGAGGAGGUGUACGACGGAGAGCGGCGGUCCAGAGAACAUCCAUUCAGCCGAACAUCUAAGAGGAAUCAAUGCGCGAACCGAACGUUCGGCAGACGUCAGUGACAUCACUGCGCAAGCGCGGAUGAAAGAGAAAUACAGCGCCACAUUCUCUCUCUCUUUCUCUCUCUAUUCUAACCUUUUAUUGCUGUUGAUUGCUAUAGCAGCUGUAGUCGGUAAUCGUUCAUACAAAUUUCAAGAUUCGCACGUUGCGAUGGCUGCUCCGGUGAAGAAACGUGAGAUUCAACAAAAGUUAGGCGACGAUGACGAAAAGCAUGUAUCGUCCGACAGCGAAGAUGAGGAAUAUAAGAUUGCGAACGAACAGGGAAUGGAGUUCCAAGUGGAUUUUGAAGGCCGUAAUCCACAAGAUUCAGACUAUGAUGGAAUUAAAACGUUACUGAAACAACUUUUCCUCAAAGCACACAUUGAUUUGGGUGGAUUAACAGAUUUAAUAAUAUCACAAAAUUAUGUAGGAUCGGUUGUUAAACAAUCUGCAGAAAUAGAUGAAUCCGACGAUGACGAUAAUGAUGAUAUUAAUGAUGUAUUUGGUAUUACAACAGUCAUUAAUGUCUCUAAUAAACAGGACAUUUUGUGUAUACAACAACUUAGACAUAUACUGAAACAGUUAGCAGAGGAGCAUGCAACUGAUGCAGUCAACACUAUGAUAAAAAGUAUAUUGGAGAACGACGCAGCACAAUUGGGUUUGCUCAUUAAUGAAAGAUUUGUCAACAUUCCUGCCAAGAUUUCUGUGCCACUUCUUGAAAAUCUAAUUUCCGAACUCAAACGUGCCAAUAGCAAAAAUAUGCCAUUCAAUUUUUCUUAUUACAUACUUAUAUGUAAAUUGUACAAGUCAGAAGAUAAAAAAGCCGGGAAAAAGAAAGGCAAGAACAAAAAAGCUGACAGUGAACCAUCGAUGCUGUGGAGUAAUCCAGAGGAGGAGAUAUUUGCGGAAGAGGCAAUUGUUAGUUUCGAAUUUUCCGUGGAGGAAGAAGCGGACAGUGGUUUAUCCGGAACGUGGACCGAAACGGACGAUGAGAUGAUACCUUACAGACGAGUAUUACUUUUUGAAGCUUCGAAGCUGCAAUCCAUAUUUGAUAAAAUACAAAAUCAGUUUUCUUAAUUAAUUUUAUAAGCUGUGUUAAUAUUUUUAUAACCAAUAUGGCCGAGUCCUGUGCAAAACUAUCUAAAUAUUUAUGAGCAGAAGAUAUGCUUCUGCAAAGCUAGUUUUUUAUAUAUUUGCGUAUAACGAGGUAUAACGAUACGUUAUAUUUUGUACGUUACAAGCUUUUUACAAUAUAUCUCUUACAUAAUGCUUAUACUA